Molecule: messenger RNA, 1206 nt
Organism: Linum trigynum
Lineage: Eukaryota; Viridiplantae; Streptophyta; Magnoliopsida; Malpighiales; Linaceae
Source: the annotation of a GenBank genome assembly
CCUUCAUAAUUUCGCUCCGGACGAAAGACCGGCGGCCGGGAGCUGGUCCUCACGAGGUUGAAAGAUAAAACUUCAGAGAACCAAUCAUGGCUUCCCUCUUCAUCUCCAACCCUAAUCUCUCCUCUCCCUUUGUCCCCCAAACCCUUAAACGCCUACAGAAGAAUGACGCGACGGCGGCUUUGUCUUACAAUCCGCUUCCCAGGAGCUCUAGAAGCCUUACCGUCGUCAAGUGUUCCGUGGAUGCCCCUUAUGAAGGAAAUGUGCCGAAGUUCCCUCGGAUGACUGUUUGGGAUCCUUAUAAGCGUCUGGGAGUCAGCCCUUAUGCUGACGAGGAGGAAGUUUGGGGUGCUCGGAAUUUUCUCUUGGAACAGUAUUCAGGACAUGAGGGAAGUGAAGAAUCUAUAGAAGCUGCUUUUGAGAGACUUCUGAUGACCAGCUUCAAGCAACGUAGGAAGACUAAGAUUAAUUUGAAAACCAGACUAAAGAAGCAAGUGGAUGAAUCACCAGCUUGGGUGAAGAACUUGCUCAGCUUUGUGGAGCUGCCUCCAAUGGAUAUCAUCUUCAGAAGAUUGUUCCUUUUUGCAUUUAUGGGUGGAUGGAGUAUCAUGAAUUCUGCUGAAGGAGGACCUGCUUUUCAGGUGGCUGUCUCUUUGGCAGCGUGCAUAUAUUUCCUCAAUGAGAAGACAAAGAGCCUAGGCAGAGCUUUUGUUAUCGGUCUAGGAGCUCUUGCAACUGGGUGGGUAUGCGGCUCCAUACUCGUUCCCAUCAUUCCAACAGUUGUAUUACACCAUACGUGGACACUGGAACUCAUGACGUCGCUGGUAGCUUACUGUUUCUUGUUCCUCGGUUGCACUUUCCUCAAAUGAAGUAAACACUAGCUAGUAUACCAGUGUAUGAACUUGGGUUACAUAUUUCAUCCAUAACAAUGAUCCAUGCAAGUCGAUACCUGUGUUGCAUUGAUUCUUAGCUUCUUUUUCUAUGAAUUUCUUAUACAAAUUCCCCACCUGCAAAUGCAAUAUAGUAUUUUCACUUGCUGUAAAAGUGAGAGAUCAAUCACAAUUCCACCAUGUCAUGUUCCUGUUACUGAACCAACUCUGCCGUACUGAUUAGUUAAUUACAAAGCUGCUGUCGAUGCAUAUUAGUUUGUCUAACCUGACGUGCUGCUCAAUGGCAAAAGUAUAGCACUAAUUAAUACCGAACCUUUUC